Molecule: messenger RNA, 865 nt
Organism: Mercurialis annua (annual mercury)
Lineage: Eukaryota; Viridiplantae; Streptophyta; Magnoliopsida; Malpighiales; Euphorbiaceae
Product: zinc-finger homeodomain protein 11-like
Exons: 1
Coding region: 126-692 (188 amino acids)
Biological process (GO): regulation of developmental process; regulation of DNA-templated transcription
Cellular component (GO): nucleus
Molecular function (GO): transcription cis-regulatory region binding; DNA-binding transcription factor activity
Source: RefSeq, a predicted model, not a curated record
AAAGUAAAUACCCCAAAUUUAAUCAUACAAUGCACCAAUAAUAUUGCCCAUUAUAUACUGUUUUGAUACUAAUAAACAGUAGCAUUCAAUAAACCCACAAAAAUACUCAAAACAAACUAACACUUAUGGAAACUGAUCUAUACAAAGAAUGCCUGCGAAACCACGCAGCCAGCCUCGGCAGCUACGCCACGGACGGCUGCGGCGAGUUCACACUCGACGACUCUUCUCCGUCGUUUCUCCAUUGCGCUGCUUGCGGCUGCCACCGGAACUUCCAUCGUAAGGUGACUAGCAGAAGCCGCAGCAAUAACAUUCAUCACACACCUACAGAGACAACUUCGGCAAUGAUGGAGUUCAUGGAUUACGGAGAUCAUACGGGGGCUGCAAGAAGGCAACUUCCGCCAGUGGUGGCGGAGUCAGGUGGCGGCCGGAGUGAAGGGGAAAGAAGUGGGAAGAUGAAGAGAUUCAGGACGAAGUUUACGUCGGAACAGAAGGAGAAAAUGUUGGGAUUUGCGGAGAAGUUGGGGUGGAGAUUGCAGAGGAAAGAUGAAGAAGAUGAAGUGGAAAGAUUUUGUAGAGGAGUUGGAAUUAGUAGACAAGUGUUUAAGAUUUGGAUGCAUAAUCAUAAAAAUUCUUCGGGUUCUUCUUCUGUUAAUUCUACUGGUAAUAAUGCUUCUUCUCUUACUACUCAGUAAGAACUCAUCCAUUUUUUUUCUUUUAUCUUUUCCUAAUGUAAUAAUUUUAUCAUUUUUAGAAAUUUCUAAUCAUGCCAAACUGUUGGAAUUAACUCUCGGAGAGGUUAGUGUUGCGUCGUUUUCGACCAUCGCCUUUUUUAGCCCAUCAAAUUCUAUCUCGAUCAUGCUUCUCA